Colletotrichum orchidophilum is the source of this 1134-nucleotide messenger RNA. RefSeq lists its product as uncharacterized. The transcript has 8 exons. The record is from RefSeq and is a predicted model, not a curated record. Bases 1 to 1134 code for a protein of 377 amino acids. Lineage: Eukaryota; Fungi; Ascomycota; Sordariomycetes; Glomerellales; Glomerellaceae.
AUGGCUCCGGCUCCAGAAAUGAUUGCCCGGGCGAAUCCCGAAGGCCUACACACAUCAGAGCCCAUUGGAGGAACAGUGAUGAGCGUCAUCAUCUGUCUGGUCUCUAUCAGUAUCAUCUCUGCAUUUUUUGUUCAAAGAUGCACAGUAUUGAGAAAUUGGAGGAGGAUACCGUUCGUGGUCUGGCUCGUGCUUGCCGUCUAUAUCGAUUCGUACCUCUUCGUUUUCGUCACAGCGGUUCUCCAAUUCGCCCUCGGAAUCAACAACAAUGUUCAAAUUUGUGACGGCGCCAUUUUACUAUGUCUAGUUUGUUACCUGUCGACAAAAGUCUUGAUCUAUCUCUUCCUUGUCGAGAAAGCACACAUCAUCAGAGGGGCAACAAAACCGAGACUGCAGUCCAAGCUCUAUCUGUUCAACUCUUUUGGCAUGCUGGGCGUCUACGUAGUCAUUGCUAUUCUGAACUUCAUCUUCCGGAUUACACGAAUCGACGAUGGACAGUGUUAUAUUGGAAUGCAAAAGGUUUCGAUGAUUCCGCUCAUCUCCUUCGACGCCGUCGUCAACGUCUACCUCACGAUUCUCUUCCUGAUUCCUCUCAAGCGUCUUUACUCAUUCAAGAACUUCCCCAAAACAACUGCCAACAUCCGACUGAGAAGCGUCGCCCUCCGCACCUUUAUUGGUGCCUUAUGCACGCUCACCAGCAGCAUUGUUAACUUGACCGUACUCAUGGUCCUCAACGGUGAGCCCGGUUGGGUCUGCCUUAUGUGCUGUAACAGCGACAUCCUUUUCUCUGCUAUUGUUGUACAGUGGGUGACUUCAAAGGACAACCAAGCCACCAUUGGCUCGUCAAGCGGCAAUUCCAGAGGCGAGCCAUUCGUCGAAGAUUUCCGCCGUCAGGAUGGAGCUCCUUACUCACCGCACAUCGCAUCGAGCCAGAAGCACGUCAUGGGCGAUGUGGGCGAGAUACCUUUGAACAGCCGACGCUCUAACUCUGCGACCAGCGACAAGGUAUCGUUAGAGGCGGAAAGUAUGCGCAGGGCAUCAUCGGCUGGGUUGGUGCCUGCGAGCGGUGUAUACGUGACAACCACGAUUAAGCGAGAGUCGAAGCCUACGCCAGCCGUUUACGAGAUGGGACACUGA